UCAUUUAUUUAUUUUUUUUAUCCUUCACUUGGAUUUUUGUCUUCCUCUCAGCAUCCUCAGCUGUGUGUAGGUUAGAGCUGCAGUAACAGCAGCAGUAGCAGCAUCCAUGACUUAAGCCUGAGCUUUGAUCGACAGCUAGCCUGGCCCUUGCCCCUCCUCUCUCCUCUCUUUUUAUCCCUGUCUUCCUACUGGGCUAGUUGACAGGCGACGUCUGGGGGUGUAGGAGGCUCAUAGUUAGCCAGGGCGUUAGCCACAACCACACAGCUGCUCUCCUGCCCAUCACUUAUACUGUAUAUCUGUAACCGGGGGCCGCUUCUCUUCUCCCCCUCCCUACACUUCCCGAUUUCAUUUUAGGCUCUUUGGAAAUAAAGGAAUGCAAAUCUGCAACCAUGAUGGAAGGAUUGAAAAAACGUACCAGGAAGGCCUUCGGGAUACGGAAGAAAGAGAAGGACAGUGACUCCACAGGGUCUCCAGACAGAGAGGGGGGUUCUCAGAAGAAGUCAAACGGGGCCCUCAAUGGCUUUUAUGAAGAUUUCGACUGGGAGAGAUAUAACUCUCCUGAGCUGGAUGACGAGGGCUACAGCGUCAGGCCCGAUGAAGAGUCAGAGGAGGCAGCACCUACCAAAACUGCGCACUUCUUCUCUUCCGAUGAGUCUGAAGAGGAGGAGGACCGCAGGAAGAAAUUUAAGAUCAAGAUCAAGCCGCUGCCGAAAAAUCACGUGGUAGCAGCGCCUUCGGUUGAUGAGCUCAAAGCCUCCAUCGGCAACAUCUCUUUGUCCCCAUCUCCUCUGGGUUUGAAGAGGAACACAUCCAGUGAAGAGAUCGCCAGACCGAGGCGUGUUGUUCCUGUUGUUCCUGCCGCUCCUCCCGCGGCGCCCGCAGCAGCUCCAGCACCGCAGCCCCCCAGACAAAAAACACCAGUUCCUGAAGAAACCACAGCCUUAUUUGGGCCUCCUUUGGAAACAGCCUUCGGAGAACAGAAAACUGAAGAGGUUCUUUCUGAGUCCGAUGUCUGGGGGACUCCUCUCCCAGAGCCCGAAUCCUCUUUGACGAGAUCCUUCCCCACAGGAACUCCUCCUCCACUUCCACCUAAGAAUGUCCCGACAUCUCCCCCGACGACUGGACCCCCCUCUGCAGACGAUACUGAAGCAUCAGCGGAUGCAGACAGCUCAACUCGGAAGCCCUCGAUAGCCGACUUGGACAACAUCUUCGGGCCGGAGCAGUCUCCUCCUCCCGGCGAGGACACGAACGACACGUGGGUCUGCUUCAGCGAACGGUCCUCUGAGCAGCCAGCGGCACCAGAGGAUCCGGCACAGCUCCUCCCCUCCUCGCCACCUCCACCGGAAGAACCAGCACCUCCUCCACCCGAAUCUCCUGCUCCUUCUCUCCCUACAUCACCACCUCCACAGGAAGAGCAUGCACCACCUCUCCCUACCCCCCCUCCCACUAAAGAAGCCCCGGCACCUCCUCUACCAACCUCCCCACCUCCUUCAGAGGAACCUGCUGCUCCCGCUCCACGUUCUGGCCCAGCCACACCAGAAGAUCCUCUCACACAUGCCACCUCUCCCCCUCCUGCACCAAAGGAGCUUUCAUCAUCCUUUCCUGCCGUCGUCCCACCGGUCCACGCCCCCAAAGCAGACACUCCUCCGGCAGGGACCCCCCCUCCCGAAGAACCCGCAGUCCCGUCGGUUUCCCCACCCGCCGUCCUCUCCCAAGGGGAGCAAUCCAAAAACACAGAUGCCCCUCAGCCCAAAGAGGACAGCGCUGCUGAAGUCGUCUCCUCCCCCAAAGAUUCGAGCCAAGGGAGUCGGAGUUCACCACCGCCGCCUCCUCCCCCAACAUACCGGGCAGUGGUUUCAUCACCGGGUCCCACAUCUGGAGCCACUGGUACGAGCAGCGGUUCCUCCUCACCUGUACGACCUUCCACCCCUUCGUCAGUAAACCCAACCCCACCUCCGCCUCCACCUCGCCCCCCUUCACGCCCCAAACUUCCUCCAGGAAAACCUUCAGUAGGAGAUUCGGUAAGAAGUAAUCGACCUUUCAGCCCGCCGAUACACUCGGCGAGCCCUCCGCCAUCGGCCCCUCUGGCGCGGGCCGAGAGCACGUCCUCCAUCUCCUCCACCAACUCCCAGAGUGCAGCCACCACGCCCACCGUCGGCAAGGAGCUCUGCGUGUCCGUGUCAGAAGACGAUGCUUAUGUAGACAAACUGCCGACGUUUGAAAGACACUUUGACUCAUUUGCAGAGAAUGACCAGCCAUCCCUGGUAUGGUUUGACAGAGGAAAGUUUUAUUUAACGUUUGAAGGCUGCUCUCGAGGGCCCAGUCCUCUCACCAUGGGCGCUCAGGACACACUUCCUGUGGCUGCAGCAUUCACAGAAACGGUCAACGCCUUCUUUAAAGGAGCCGACCCCACCAAGUGUGUUGUGAAGAUCAUAGGUGAGAUGGUUUUGUCGUUUCCGGCGGGAAUCACACGGCAUUUUGCCAAUAACCCAUCCCCCGCUGUGCUAACCUUCAGCAUAACCAACUACAGCCGACUGGAGCAUGUGCUGCCUAAUCCCCAGCUGCUCUGCUGCGACACCACAACACAAGCGAAGGCCGAUUCCAAGGACUUCUGGGUGAACAUGCCCAACCUGAUAUCACAUUUAAAGAAGGUGGCAGAGCAGAAGCCACAGGCGACAUAUUACAACGUGGACAUGCUCAAGUACCAGGUGUCGACGCAGGGGCGCCAGUCGACGCCUAUGAACCUGGCAGUGAGCUGGAAGUGUGAGCCCACCAGCACGGACCUGAGGAUAGACUACAAAUACAACGGGGAAGCCAUGACGACGCCCAUGGCCCUCAACAACGUGCAAUUCCUCGUCCCUGUGGAUGGAAACGUUUCAAAACUACAGGCUGUCUUACCUCCUGCAGCAUGGAAUGCAGAGCAGAAAAAAAUCCUGUGGAAGAUCCCCGAUAUCUCCCAGAAGUCUGAAAAUGGAGGUGUGGGGUCAUUGCUAGCACGCUUCCAGCUGGCGGAGGGUCCCAGUAAACCGGCUCCACUGGCGGUGCAGUUCACCAGCGAGGGCAGCACCCUGUCGGGCUGCGACAUUGAACUGGCUGGACCAGGGUACCGCUUCUCUCUCGUCAAGAAGAGGUUUGCUGCAGGAAAAUACCUGGCAGACAACUGACCUGCACUACUGAGAGCAUCACUGUUUAACGAAGCGACGGCAGUGAACUGCAAGGUUGGCAUGGAGACCAGAGGACAGACCUGCACCAGACUCCUUUACUUUUUCUGAACCCAGACGACAGGUCUGCAGCCUGCCCAGCAGUAUUGUAUAACUUUGCAUUGUGGAACUGUUUUAGGUCACGUAAUUAUCGUAUUUGUAUUCAUCUCAUAACAUCUGUGUUGCUGCAGUAAGACACCUGGGUUUGUUCCCUUACUGAAGUCUGUACCUCUGUCUCCGUCCUCCCCUGGUCGACAUGCAAUGGUGUGUAUUAAAGUUUCACUGCAGCUGCCUGAACCGGACUUGAACAGGACACAGCUGGAAACAAUCCACCUCUGCGUGACGUGUUGCUCUCUGUGGUCCUUAAAAAUAAUCCUUAACUAAGAUCCAUGCGCAUUAUAGAUUAUGCAUCUCAACGUCUGACACAUCUAAAGUCGCUAGCUACGUCUCCAAGCCUAAGAUGUCCUCAGCUUUUAACCUGAUUUGUUAUUGGCGGUUUGUGAAAUGGAAUGAAACACUGAAUCAAACACGGGGGCGGACUUUUAUGCAUUACCUACUGGUACCACAGGGUCAUGUGACACUGUUGGCCACAUUCAUUUCGUUGCAUCCAAAUCCGAUGUCCGACACGUCGGGCAGCUGCAGUGACGACGGUUCACUGGCUCCAAAUUUGAAAAAUAUUUUUUCUUUCUGUGUGAACAAAAACAAGUGUACAAAGUGUCAUUUUAAAUAAGUAAUAUGUAUCUUAAAGGGCGUUUGGUGUUCUCCUCGUAUUGUUGGAUAGCCUUUCUGUUGUUCCCGGGGCAACAGUGUUAGACUCCAGAGUACAUGACAGCAUUCUAUUUUUAUUUAUUGAUGAUAAUGAUUUGUUGUAUAAAACAUGUGAUUCUGUAUAUGAAUAGAAUUUGAAUGGUAUCACACAACUCAGAACCCUUAAAAGGUAUAAAUAUUUGAAUUAUCUCAUUUUUGUUAUCUGUGUAGUUGGGUAACCUGUGUACAGUAUGAGGUAUAAUUUUUGAAUUUAUUUCAGAUAUAAUUUUUUUAACUCAAGUGCAACAGAAUAUCUGAGCUAUAUAUGGGCGGACGGGUGGUGGGUGGGGGGGGGUAAUUUAAAGACAAAGAUAAGUAUCUUCCUGGAUGCUGUUUUAUGCUUCGUGAAAGCAGUUUUAUUGUAGAGUUAGUUAUAUUGUGGGCAAGCUCCACACUUUAAAGGUGCCACAUGUACUUGUUUUAUCGUAGACGUUCACUGUCCCCAGCUCGUCCAGGUCCAUGGUGUCUGUAUUUACCUGCAGGUGCUCCCGGGUCUUUAUUAGGGGUGGACUCCAUGUCAGUUUCACCUUUUGCAGCUGGCAGCUGCAGUCCGUGUUUUGCUCUGGAUCUGGUCGGACUGGCUCGGCGGGAGAGCAAAACCACGACUACAGUUGCCAGAUUCUGUCCCAACAGCAACCAGGUCAUGAUGGACCGGAACCAGCUGGUUAGCAGCCACUUUCCAAAUGAAACAUUUACAUAUGCACCUUGAAAGAUUUAGUUUGACAGUUUUAAAGAUGCAAUAUAUCUGUUUUAUCUGUCAGGACACUGUUCACUUAGCAUAAAGACUGUUUUUUUUUUUUUUUAAUUCACAUUAUUAAAACUCUGCUCAGCAGCUCCUCUAAAACUCAAUACGAUAUAUCUCGUUUGUUGGCCUCUAUGAAUAACAAAUUUAAGUGUGUAAAGGAUACACCGUAACGUUUCAGAUGUGCCUCUGAAUUUAUGUGGUUGUGCUCACAGCAGUUUGAAAUGAUGCUGUUAAGUCCCCACUUUUUGUCUAGAGCAAAAAUACCAUAAAACUUUAUGCAAAUAUUAAAGUCCAUCACCAGGAUGAAAUGUUACCGUUUUGGUAAAUCCCUUUUUAAUCUGCUGCACCAGCAAUAGGUCAAACAUGCAAUUGGGCCUCUGCUGUAGUUUACCAAGUGCUUGAAAAUCACAACCUUCAGCUGUCAAGUGUUUAUUAUCAAACCUGCUUACAUGCUGAACCCUGAUGGGUAAUAUGAUCCACUCUUACCUGCUAAUCAUCAGGAUGUAGCUGUUUUCAUUAGCGUUUAGUUCGUCUUGUCACUGUGCCUACUUGCAGCCUCAAAAAGACUCAUUAACUUUUGAGAAGAGCAGAUCCAACCGUUUCCAUCAGUUUACAGUCUUUAUGCUAAGAUAAACACAAACGGCGUUACUUAUAUUCAUCGUUAGCAGUCACGGGAUCUAUUCUUGACAAGAAAGUAAGUAUGUAUUCCUCAAAAUGUCAAGCUGUUCCUUUUAAAUCCAACAACAAAAACAAUCUGGUUUUUGUUAGUUUUUUGUUUUGUUUUAUUUUCCGAGCCGCGAUGAUGAAAUGUGCUGAUUGUGAUACCGUUAUUGGAAAAAAGGGGGGGAUUUGUUUACGGGGACCAGCUUGUUUCUUUUAUUCAAACCUCAAAGCGGAGAGGAAGCAUCGCUCCGGCGUUCCCAGUUCUGCUGCUUGGCCUACAGCUGUCCAUUUAAGCCUCUCUCGCUCUGUUUGCUUAGCGUGUCAUCAGUCUCCUCACUGGUACCAUAACUCCCAGAUUAUAUCAUCACCCCGUCACAGCCGGCGCUUGAAUCCAUGGCUUUACUUUUCAUAAUCGUAACGGUCUCUGUGAGAUGACGUGAUUUGAAUGAGGGUGUAGAGAAAGGUUCAGUCGACAUAUAUAUAUAUAUAUAUAUAUAUAUAUAUAUAUAUAUAUAUAUUGUUGGGUUUUUUUUCUUUUGGUAUCUUCUGUGUGUGUAACCUGGACCAGCAGUCCUCUGUAAAGGAGAAUAAGCUGAAUAUUUUUAAAGUGCAUAAAAAUUAAAAAAUAUUAUAUUGUUUAAUGUGAAGAAAAAACAAAACAACACUGUGCUGAUGAUGUUGAACUUCUGAAUGCGCUGACACUCGACGUGUGUGUGACGUGUAGCUGAAAAAUCUCUGUACUGUACCAGUUGUCAGAAAUCUGCUCAAUGUAACCGACCCCGUCAGAACUGUUGCACAUUUGGCAUUUGUGGCUGUACUUAGGGAACAAACGAAAAGAUGGUUAAUCUCAAAAUAACUUCUACUAAGUUAGUUAGUACUUUUGAUUGGAUAUAGUUCAUAAAUAUAUCUAGUUAUUUCAGAUCUAGAGUGUGCAGUUACAAUAAAAUUCUUGUUCUUAACCAUGUUUUUUACAUUUUUGUGUACGGACUCGGUCUGGGGGAAACGGUAACGUUGCAUUUCGUUGAAGUGAGGCGGUGAUGAAAGACUGGUGCCAUUAAGCUCCUGGUUAUACAUUAGUUUGGUAACGUUUUCUCUUGUGUUGACUGGAUGACUUACCGUACCGUGUGGGACAUUGUUACCUACUGUAAUGUAUCGUGAGACCUUAGUGCAACCGUCACUUCCUCAUUAUCUACCACGGCCCACAAUACACGCCGCCCUUCAAGUAUCUGCUCUAAAGUGUCUUUCCGCUGGAAAGGCAACACUAAAACUCUUAAUAGCUGCUAGAACAUUGUUUGCAUCUUUUAAUAAAAAUUGAAGAAGUCCAGUAUUUUCCAGCGCUUAAUUUCUGUGAUGAAACUGUCCUGCAGUUAAUUCAGUAUUGCAUGCAGAGCAUGCAGUGUGAGGAGGGGCAUCUGUGAUGACAGUGGUGAACUGACACGUUGUGCUAAGCGUCACCUACCUUGUGUUACUAAUGAGAGGAGAGCAGGUCGUGUGUUUUCGUGCGCUAGGAGCCACAAUGCUUUUUGGUUCUGUACUGUUAACCUCAAACAUGUGCGCAAGCUGUUUGAGCAGGACAUAACAACGCUAAGAUGAACUGAGGAACUAAGUUUGCUUCUUUCCAAAACCAAUAAAAGUUGU
Messenger RNA from Cololabis saira (Pacific saury), 7053 nucleotides. RefSeq names its product SH3GL interacting endocytic adaptor 1a (gene sgip1a). NCBI's taxonomy places the organism in Eukaryota, Metazoa, Chordata, Actinopteri, Beloniformes, Belonidae. Gene Ontology annotation, cellular component: cytoplasm; plasma membrane; clathrin-coated vesicle. Bases 390 to 3164 code for a protein of 924 amino acids. The record is from RefSeq and is a predicted model, not a curated record. Gene Ontology annotation, biological process: clathrin coat assembly; synaptic vesicle endocytosis; clathrin-dependent endocytosis. The transcript is spliced from 23 exons.